GUUGCGCACUUUCCAGUCUGCCCUUGGGGUGCAGCUUGCACAACGUGGUCUGGGUGCCGAGCUCUGCGGGUCGCAUUUUAGCAUCUGGAUUCUUUCUACCUGGCUGAGACUGACUGGUGUGAAAUAUGAGUGUACGAGUAAGAUCAAGAUCUAGAGGAAGGGGAGAUGGUCAAGAGUCUUCUGAUACGGCUGAAACUGUGGCUGCCCAGAAACUAGGUGGCAAAAAACCUCAACGCAGCGAACCACCAGCUCAGAAUGUAGACAUUGAACCUGGACAAGAGAAAGAAGGAGGAGCGUCUGUGGUUCAAGAACCUGAAUUGGAAGAUCCCCGCCAGGAAAUGGAUGUGGAAAAGAUUGAAGGUGAUGGACAGUGAGAAGUUAAAAAGAAGACAAGCUGAAGCCAUAC
Molecule: messenger RNA, 406 nt
Organism: Odocoileus virginianus texanus
Lineage: Eukaryota; Metazoa; Chordata; Mammalia; Artiodactyla; Cervidae
Gene: PAGE4
Product: PAGE family member 4
Source: RefSeq, a predicted model, not a curated record